GCACGAGAAAUAUUUUUUGUAAGAUUUUCUGCUUGACAUUUCAGCAUAUUUGUUUUCAAUAAAGCAAAUUUUGAAUAUUUCUUCCGUGAACGGGGUAAGUGUGGAAUGACGACAGCGCGGUAUACCCAAGCCACAACAUCGUGUUCUUAUUUAGCUGGCUCCUUCACUCCGUCUAUUUUUUUGAGUUGCCAAAAUUAACUAACAGAUAACUUCAAAUUUCUGUCGAAAUUAGAAAUGACCUUCCUAUUGGUAGAGUGGGUGUCACAAAAAGUUCCAAAAGAAUAUUCGGUAGUUCCGGCGGAAAGUAUUGAGGAUGGAGCUAUUCGGCAAAAUGCGAAGUCUCUAAUAAACCAAAUUGUGCGUAUAAUUUGGAAAAAAGGUAAAAUUUUCCCUGCCGUAAUUUUGGAAACAGGGGACGAUGAAAAGCAUCUCUGGGAACGGGCAGACUUCUACGGCGAAACAACAAAAGUUGGAGACAUUUCGACAAAUAAGCGAAGUCAUGAAAUUCUUGAAAUGCCCGUGAAGAAAAAGGGGAAGCAAGCCCGAUUAGUAGCCGGUCGAGAACGAGCAGAUGCCAUCCAAGUCGUUCUUGACUCUCUAGAAUCGGACCAAAUUAUUGACCUAAAUCCUGACACAAAUUCGUCCGUACAAACACCUAGUAUCGUUGACGAGAAAGAAGGUCGGAACUUGGGCGAAGGAACGACAAACUUUGAGGGUGAUUUAGUCAUAACUUAAACGUUUUUAUUAUUUUUAAUAUUUGCAACAUAAUUUGCAACAGAAAAGUACCAGUCCUUGAAGGAGAAGCACAAAUGGCUGAAGCAGAAAUACAGAGAAUUGAAGCGCAAAUUUGAUCAAAGUGAUAAUGUAAGCGAUGUUUUAUCAUUCUAGAUCUCUAAAUAAGCUUGUAUAAAUAUAUUAUCCUCCGUAUUUUUAUAAAUAUAUACAGAACAUCGAGCUUUUCGAUGGAUCAGGUGUAAGGAUCGAGUCUUCUGUGCUGGCGUCUAUGAGAGUGAUCUCACCAAAACCUACGAUACUUGCAAGAAAUCUUUUUAGACAGCUAUUCUCUGCUGAGGAGCUAUCCAACCACUCAUUGUUUGGGAAGCAAUCCAAUGCUAAUCGCGGACGGGAGACGCUCCCGGAAAUUGAUAGUGUUCGCAGAGAUGCCGUAAUAAGUAUGUCCACAAAAUUGAUUAAAAUACAUGAUUGAAAAUUCGAUCCGUUUGCAAAUAAUUUUAUAUUGCAGAUUUCAUACUGAAAGACGAAGGCUUUGGUGAAGCGCCGGACACGGGUAACCCAACUGC
Messenger RNA from Folsomia candida, 1301 nucleotides. RefSeq lists its product as uncharacterized. The coding region runs from base 235 to 735 and encodes 166 amino acids. The transcript has 3 exons. NCBI's taxonomy places the organism in Eukaryota, Metazoa, Arthropoda, Collembola, Entomobryomorpha, Isotomidae. The record is from RefSeq and is a predicted model, not a curated record.